AUGCGACUGCUACUUUUAUUAGUACUAAAAUCCACUCUCGUCAUUUUACCAUUUACAGCUGCUUUAACUCUAGGUAUCUUUCUCGCAGCAUGUAGUCCACGUCUCACACAUCGUCCACAUCAUUUAGCACCAAUUAGUGAAUUGGGUGUAAAUGCAUUUGGAUUAUUUGUUACGGGGUUUACAUUGACAUCAAUUCAAAUGACAGUUAUAAUUGUUGCAUGGUGGUCUCUGGUCAGACAACAUUUACAUCAAAUAUCCCAGACUUCAAUUCUGAAUCAUUUGUCAUUGAUUUUGGGUUUGAUAGCUGUUGUAUUCUGUCUGUUGAUGGCUUAUACAGUUAAUACUUCUGUCAAAGCACAUAUGACUGGAGCAUUUGGAGUGUUUGGCUUGCUGGUCAUCUAUGAAUUUCUUCAGUUUAUACAGCUGAUUCGACUGAGAUCGAAACAUUCGUUGUAUCAAGACAGUUAUACAAUUUUUGCAAUACUAUGGAUAGCACUUUGUGUUCUGUGUGGUGCCAUAUCAGCCGGUGUUUGGAUUGGAACAUUUAAUUCAAUACCGGAGUAUUUAGCUGCUGGUUUUCCAUUUGUGUUUUCAUUUGCCUUUGCUAAAUAUUUUUGGAUGGAUGCUAGAAGAACAGCGAAGGAAAGACGAGAACGAGCAGAAUUGCCGACUAUUAGUUCUCUCGCUCAUUUAACAAAAUAA
Molecule: messenger RNA, 702 nt
Organism: Didymodactylos carnosus
Lineage: Eukaryota; Metazoa; Rotifera; Eurotatoria; Philodinida; Philodinidae
Source: the annotation of a GenBank genome assembly